AUGUUCCUUCUUUCACUAGCAUCCUCUCGUCGUUUGCAUCAAAUUCUCUCAAUGUACCUCUGUUUCACUGCCAUGCUUGUCAAUGUCAUGGUGUACGCUGCUCCCCUGCCCAAAGCGCCAAUGCCGCGAACAUACUUACCACUUUCCACUCUAGAAUUCAAAAUCUGCUUAGGUCGCCAACUAGACAACACCGGACCCUACCUCCCCAAUAUCGUAAACUUCGCUCCAAACCAAAAAAUCGUGCUCUUCAUAGGCACACAUGCAUUCCAAUACAAAAAUGGUCAAAUCUUCCAAGAGAUAGUCUUUUUCGACCGCUCUGAUAAAUACGUCGUUUCCGGUUCCUCCCCACACACUCGGGACUACUAUAAUUUCAUCAAACUCGGACCCAAUCGCGAACAAGACCUCUCCAUCGAAAUCGACGUACUGGGUACCAUGACGGUUACAGCCACAGUCAAUUCCAGGACAAGCACAGAUAUACACGGCGAAACAGGAUUUUGGCAACUCCUUCUAGAUAUCCCGGCGUUGGAGAAGAUCGGAAGUGCUAAGAUUACUUCGGAUUUGGAGUAUGCGGAGGCGGUGUUUGGGAUGUUGAUCAAGACCGUGAGGAGUGAUAGGAAGACAGAGCUUUUGAGAUUUGCAGAGCUGAAGGAGUGGGGUGUGAUUUCUAAUGUUCUUUCGAAUUUGAGGGAUGGGGUUGGGGUGCCGAAUUCAAUGCUCGGAGCUGGGAUUGGUGGAACUGGUGCCCUUGCUCCACCUCCGGUUCCACUGUUAUCUAGUUCAUUCAACAGCACGCACCGGGGGGAUGCAUAA
Messenger RNA from Lentinula edodes (shiitake mushroom), 810 nucleotides. RefSeq lists its product as uncharacterized. NCBI's taxonomy places the organism in Eukaryota, Fungi, Basidiomycota, Agaricomycetes, Agaricales, Omphalotaceae. The transcript has 2 exons. The record is from RefSeq and is a predicted model, not a curated record. The coding region runs from base 1 to 810 and encodes 269 amino acids.